GCGGCCCUAGCUGCAUCUUGAAAGGGAGUCGAAAUUCAGUCGGAAUUUUCGCGAUGAAUGCGAACCGGCGACUGAGACCGAACCCGCCGAGCGAGCGGUCCGACUCAGACGACAACGGGAUCCUGAAUGAGCGGAUACUCUUUCUCGUCUUCCAGUCCAUGGACUGGGACAUCCAAGCGCUCUCCUCGACCGCGUCGGUGAAUCACAAGCUCCGGGCGAUCGUGAAGCGGCUGCUGUGGCGGGAGCUCUGCAAGUACCGCGCCCGCAUGGUGGCGGCGCUGGAGAACUGUGCGCCCAACGGCCGGAUCGGCGGCGGAUGGCACACGCUCGCGAAGCUCAUGUUCUUCUGCGGCGGAUGCGAGCCGACUCGGAAUUUCAAGGUGAGUCAACCUACCCCGGGUCACCUCGUCAAAUCGUCGCGAUUCUCAAAGACGUCGGGGCAGAGCUUCCUCACGAAGAAGUGCCGCGGCGAUUUGCUGUACGUCAGCGACCCCUGCGAGCAUCCGAUGGGGGAGAAGGAGGACGAUCUGGGGAUUUACAGAGGGGUAUUUAAGGGAUUUGACAAGUCGCGGACGAGGGCGUAUUUGAUCGGACGGCGGGUGAAGCUCGAGGAGCGGGUAAGGUGUCCUUAUUGUGGGGCCCCCGUGUGGAGCAUGACUACGGCGGGGCUCGUUCCGAAGAGCGCGGCGCGGCGGCUCGGCUCGCACCACGGCGCGUUGGAGUAUUUUGUUUGUGUGAGCGGGCACAUGCACGGCAUGUGCUGGCUCGUGCCGCUGUCGGACGAUGAGAAUGGAUUGACCGAGAUGGACGGCUGUGAUGAUUCGGAUUUCGGUGAUGAUGAUUACGGUGGGGUCCGCAGAAUCAGCUACGACGAUCGGACGGCUACGAAUGGAAGCAUUGGGUCGAUGGGGGAGGAAGUUGUGGUGGACGGGCCCGCAAAGUGACAGCCUAUCUGUCUGUUGCUUUUCUGUAUUCCCGGUGAUUCGCACUGUUGCGUGUCGUUUUGCUGAUGUGGAGAUUUUUUGUUAGGUGUAUGAUGAUGUGGAGGUUUGGAUAACAUUAAGUUAGGCUGACGUGUAAUUUCGUACAUUUUCGUUGGAAUUAUAUUUGUGGAAAGUAGUGAUGGGGGAAUAUGGGAUUUUGUAUCGCCACUUGGGUUUGUCGAUUCUAUCGACCACAAAUCGCAUAUUCCAAGUUCUUGUUCUUUUGUUUCUUUCGUUGUACUGUUGAAUCCCCUUUGUUUAAUUUGUGGGUUUGAUAUUUAUUAGUAAAAACUCUUUUGGAAUGUCA
Messenger RNA from Pyrus x bretschneideri (Chinese white pear), 1290 nucleotides. RefSeq names its product EID1-like F-box protein 3. Lineage: Eukaryota; Viridiplantae; Streptophyta; Magnoliopsida; Rosales; Rosaceae. The record is from RefSeq and is a predicted model, not a curated record.